GCUUUUUCCUUUUACUCCCUUUAUUUUCCUGCAGUCAAUUGCUUCAGCAGACAUGGAUUCGAAUCAGCUGGAAGCUUUCCUCACUGCCCAAACCAAAAAACAAGGUGGCAUCACAUCAGAUCAGGCUGCAGUCAUUGCAAAAUUUUGGAAGAACCACCGGACUCAAAUCCACGAGAGCUUGAUCAAUCAGAGCCGCUGGGAUAAUGUCUUGAAAAACAUGAACUGGCGAGUGGACCUGAAGUCACAGUUGAGGCACAUUGAUCAGAUGAACACUCCUGUUGCAAUAGUUGAAAUGGAACUGGGAAAAAACGGGCAGUCAGUGGAAGCUGAUCCUCCCCGAGCCUUCCACUCAUGGAUCUCUGCAGUGACCAAUACGAUAAUGGUGUGUGGCUUCAGGUUUUUUCCUAACCUCAAAGAAGUGGAGUUUUCUGCUCAGGAUCUCAAGAUUAAAAAUGAUUGUGUUCUGUUAGCAGCAAAUGGAAAAAGGUUACUUUGAAUAAAAAGGUUACAGGGAGCACAUUGUAAUAAGAAUGUUGAGUACAUUAGUGAGUAAAUGGGAUAAGUACCUGCAUCCAUUAAAAUAUGCAUUCUUAACUCA
Messenger RNA from Cyanistes caeruleus (blue tit), 598 nucleotides. The record is from RefSeq and is a predicted model, not a curated record. Lineage: Eukaryota; Metazoa; Chordata; Aves; Passeriformes; Paridae.